ACGGCAAGGGCGUGAUGAGCUGGUCGCUGUGCCUGCUGCUGAAACAUUUCAUUUCUUCGUGAACACAGGAACGUUUCGCAGCGGAUAUUAAUUGAAGAUGAAGAAAGGCGAGUACUGGGUCACGAAGCCUUACUGCUACUGUCAUGGAGCGGCGCUAUUUGCAGUCAAUGGACUUCGCCACGUGCCACACGCCCACGGAAUGGGCCUCGUACCCUUGGCUGGCUUGUCACGUGACGAGACCGCAAUCCUGGCAGCCUUCCUCCUGGCUCUCGCCUUCUUCCUCUUCCUCAUGUUCUUCAUCUUCUGUCUGCUCUGCCCCUGGUGGAGGAAGGGCGUGUGUUGCGGCUCCAAGCAUGGUGCCGGUGGCUUGAAGAAAUCGGAACAUUUAACGGAGGUCGACUACAAACUUCCUCGGGCAUGGUUGGACACAUUCAAAGGCAUCCCGGAGGACCAGCUUGACGCCAAGAUCAAGGAACUGGAGACAACGGGCUGGGCCGGGAUGUCCUCGGCUGGAUACGGCGCAGGAGCAGGAGGACUUGGCUCCGGAGGACUUGGCUCCGGAGGACUUGGCUCUGGCGGAGAAGGGCUUGCCUCAGGCUCAGGCAUAGGCUACGGUGGGGGGUACUACAAGAUCUCGUCAGCCGAGGGGCACACCGGGAGUAGGAUGCGGGGAGGAGGGGUCAGCGGCAGCAGCGGUGUGGAAGAUGCAACAGGUGACUUCUUCUUCCAUGGAGAUGCGAUGUCCAGGAGCGCCAAUCGUGACAUGGGAGGGGAUUCGGGCUUCGGCAGCGGGGGCUCAAAGGUCAUAACCUCUGUGGUUCAAAACAGCAGUUCUCAUGAUAGAUCUGGCGGAUAUAGUCAUGGAGGGGAGACAACCUCCUCCACCCUGGUCCGGAGAAAACACGACGAGUCGUCUGCCCUUGUUAGUGGUGGAACUAUCCGUAGAGUCGCCCUUGAUACCGGAAGCUUGGGGAAACUGAAGAAGGUUCAAGUUGUGAAGGAAACAAACCAAAGAACGACAACGACAUUUGACAAAGCCGGUAACAAGAACACAACAAAGUCGACAACAACAACGUAUAACACUUCCGGUGGGCUAGGGUCAAGGUUACUUGACAUGAUCCAAGGGAUAACGGGUUUUGGAGCGGCAUCCGGUACCAGACAGCUCUCAAUCAAGGGGAGACAAUCAGCGGCAGGUGGCACGCACAGUCAACAAUUAUCAAGUGGUACAUUUGGACGCCAGGCAAUUUCCGGCGGAACAGAAAGAUUUAUGUCAAAUCUCGCAGAGGAAAGUCAAAUCUCGUCGAACAUGAUGGAGGGCAGAAAUCUCUCCAUUCGAGGAACAAAGGGGAGACAAUUCUUGGCAACUGGUGGACAGGGAGCUUCCGGAUCCGGUUCAACUCGCAGGAUUAUCAUCAAAACCACAGGUGGGGGCGGGGGUAUGAAUAUAAUGUCGAAUUCAGGAGGACUGGGCUCUUUGUUGUCGAGUUCUGGAGGAGGUGGUACGAAUAUGAUGUCCAGUUCUGGAGGCGUUUCGAACACAAUGUCGAGUUCUGAGGUCCUAAGUUCAAUGAGGUCGAAUUCCGGUGGGUCCGGCUUGAUAACAAGUGCUGGAGGAGGCAAUACGAUGGCUAGGGGAGGAGCUGUGAUGUCGAGUUCUGGAGGGGGAGGAGCUAUGAUGACAAGUUCUGGAGGGGGAGGAGCUAUGAUGACAAGUUCUGGAGGGGGCGGGACCAUGUCGAUGAUGUCAAGUUCAAGGGGAGGAGGGGGCGUUGCUACAGUGUCUACAGGGAUGCUCGGGGGAGGAAUGUCUGGCGGAACCGGGGACUAUCUGUUCCAGAGAGAAAUACAGAGGGAAUUCAAUAUCACCAACCCACAGAACUUCAUGAAGCUGUACAACGCCUACAGGAGAUACCUCACAGAGAGCAGCGGGCUGGCCAGGGCGUGAGAUCACGUGCCCACCACCAGCCCGGCACAAGACGUCACUCUUAUUUAUGUUGUGUUCAUCUUAACAAUUUCUAAUUGGAAGUACAUGUCAAUUAUACACUGCUAAAUGGCCUUCAUAAGUCCUGUUUCUUCCCAUUAACAAAUCAGGUAUCAAUCUAUUCAUACGUGUAGCGUGAGCAGGGUCUGCCUAGAUGGCAGUCCCAGAUGCGUUGAUUCAAGAAAGUCAGUACGUGUGCUGUGUGACAGUAAUUUUUGUGUGUGUACCAAUCUAUCGUUGGUCAUUGAUUACACAGAGACAACUGUAUUGCUUUCGUUAUAAGGUGUCAAAAGUCAGGGGUUAAUGCGUCGAUUCAUCACACUUACACAUUCAUUUUCCUUAUAAAUGACUAUUCUCGCUUCGUUGUUACCGCCUAUUCUCGCUUCGUUAUAAAUGACCAUUCUCGCUUCGUUGUUACCGCCUAUUCUCGCUUCGUUAUAAAAGACUAUUCUCGCUUCGUUAUAAGUGACUAUUCGCUUCACUGUAACUGGCUAUCCUAUUCAUCAUUACUGUAUAUCAUUAUAAGUGACUAUUCACCACGUCAUGAUAGUGUACAACUCUUUACAUAGAGGGGCGGUCGGGUAGCCUAGUGGUUAAAGCGUUCGCUCGUCACGCCAAAGACCCGGGUCCGAUUCCCGACAUGGGUACAAUGUGUGAAGUCCACUCCUUUCACCUCCCACAAGGCAAAAUUCAGUUUAUACUUUAUAAAGUUAUCUUCUUAUCAUUAUGAAACCAUGGUAACGAUAUGUACAUUUUUUUAUUAUUUCCGAAAGGCUGUGUUACAUGUUAGAGAUGUUUAGAAGCAUAUCUUUCGGGAUAACAGAUUCAUUCGUGAGAUUCGAUAAAUCCCACUUCCCCAGUCGUGUUGCUCUACACAAGGUAGGUAACUCUGCGAUGCCUAUGACAAGUUUCGCACUUGGCGGUGACAGCAUGCGGGAGUUUGGUAACCAUUUUCUCUUCUGUCAGUUCUGGGCCAAAAUAUUUUUCGAGUGUCUGUUCAAAGGCCAAACCAUAUCGUUGUCACACAUACAGGCAAAUAAAAUGUUUCAU
Messenger RNA from Haliotis rufescens (red abalone), 3031 nucleotides. RefSeq lists its product as uncharacterized. The transcript has 8 exons. The coding region runs from base 98 to 1945 and encodes 615 amino acids. NCBI's taxonomy places the organism in Eukaryota, Metazoa, Mollusca, Gastropoda, Lepetellida, Haliotidae. The record is from RefSeq and is a predicted model, not a curated record.